Messenger RNA from Cephus cinctus (wheat stem sawfly), 8441 nucleotides. It is a transcript of the gene skd, whose product is annotated as mediator of RNA polymerase II transcription subunit 13. Gene Ontology annotation, cellular component: mediator complex. Gene Ontology annotation, biological process: regulation of transcription by RNA polymerase II. The record is from RefSeq and is a predicted model, not a curated record. The transcript has 17 exons. Gene Ontology annotation, molecular function: transcription coregulator activity. The coding region runs from base 103 to 6078 and encodes 1991 amino acids. NCBI's taxonomy places the organism in Eukaryota, Metazoa, Arthropoda, Insecta, Hymenoptera, Cephidae.
ACCCUCCUAAAUGUUCUCGAAUAACAGCGGUCUCGCGGUGGAAUUUCGGGCUUGAUCGGCGCGCCUGGUGUUGCUAGUGAUACGGUGUACGAUGGAGAAGCCAUGACGCACCCGUCGCAUCAAACGAACGGCGCCAGCUUGGAGGACUGCCACACGAAUUUCUUCGCUCUGACGGACCUCUGCGGCAUCAAAUGGAGGAAACUCGUGUGGGGCGAGGUGGCCGGUGGCUUCGGGGGCACCCCCCUUGAAGAUCCGGUACUGUCGAGUUUCUCACGGUGUCUCGCGGGUGACAUUCUCUGCGUAUGGCGGAGGGUGGCUGCCUCACCGCCCUCAGGAGGAUCCGGGGCUACCGGUGGGGGCGGAGGUAUCUUCGACCUGGGCAUCGCACCCUCUCCGGCACCCCCGCCCCUCUCCCUCACCGCAGCCAAGGAACUUUGGAUUUUCUGGUACGGCGAGGAACCUGAUCUCUCCGGACUCGUCUCACCGGAACUUAUCGCCUGCGAGAGCGAACAAGGAUCUUGGGAGAGCGGACUGUCUUACGAGUGCCGGUCACUUCUCUUCAAGGCGCUGCACAAUCUUAUCGAACGCUGUCUGCUGUCCCGUGAUUUCGUACGGCUUGGCAAGUGGUUCGUGCAGCCUUACGAUGGCUUCGAGAAACAUCGCUGUAACAGCAGUCACUUGUCCUUCUCCUUCGCGUUCUUCGUUCACGGCGAGAGCACAGUAUGCGCUAGUGUCGACGUCAGGCAACAUCCUGCUGUUCGUCAUCUCACCAGGGCCUGCUUGCAGAAGACGCAAACGUCCCAGUCUGGGGUCAAGGUGAUCCUUGCACCUUACGGGUUAGCUGGUACGUUGAUCGGCCAGGUCGGCAGAGUGGACAGUCAGCUUCUCGAAGAGUGGAAGCAUUUUUAUCCGAUCAAUGGCACCAGCAGCGAAUCAGGAUUACCGCCGUUGGUGGAGGUGCUCGUUGGCGGCGUUCGGAUGCGAUAUCCAUCCUGCUACGUCCUCGUUACGGAUAUGGAUGAUACGCCGAUCGAGACUCCCUUAUCGCCACCCAGCAGUCCUGCCAGCUACGAACAUCCGCUUUCGACUCAACGCGACUUGAAGGCGGCAACCGAAUUGCCGGAACGCGUGUGGGCCGAGUGCACUAUCAGCUCGCCGCUACCUGCUUCCAAGAUGACGGAAUCUUCCCCGGAACCUGGCACCUGGACCUUCGUCGACCCGACACAAAAGUCUUCCUGCAUCUGUACCAAGUGUGCCACCCCCGGGGGUUGGAAGGGCCUGGUCUCCUCUCAGAUUCAGAGGGAAAGAGUAGAUAAAGGUGGGCGGAGGGUCGUACCGUUCCAUCGACGCUCUACCACCCAGUGGGACGUUUGUCCCUCUGUCCCUGCCAAUGCCCCCAGGUCCGUGCUGAACAGAACGGAAGCACCUAGUACACCACCUGGUGGGCCACCCUCGUACCCAAGAGGUCCUCCCACGGGUGGCGAUUGUCUGCCAGUUCCAUCUGUGGGUUCACCAGGAUCACCGGCCCCGUCGCCACUUCCUACGCCGCACUCGGAACCAGCUUCCGUUCCACCAGCUGAUCCAACGAUGCCGACCCUCAGUCCGCAGCCGCCUCCAAGUCAGCCGAACACAGCGGCACCUCUGACACCUCCUCAAGGACCGAAGUCGACGGCUUCGUCAGCCUGCAACAACCAAGUGCUCAGUCCAGCACCUGGUCCUACCUUGAAGCGACCCGUUCUGGCUUCGAGGGAGUACGAGGGUGCUCUCCUAGAAGACGAGCAACCGCUCUCGUGGCUCUACGACUAUUCGACCCAGGAAGCCUGGCUGAAUCAUCCCGUGAAACGAUUCAAGGGCUCGCCAACCGGACCUACCAAUUUACGCAGCAACAAUCUCUAUCCGCCAACGAGUAAUCAGGUGCAUCAGGCACAGGCUCCGAAGUUGGAGAUCAAGCAGGAACCCAAUGCCGCGCCUGGUGAGUGUAUUGGGGGUAGAACAGAUCCGUAUGAGUUUGACGUAGCGGGUGAGGAGAAUGGCACGGGAGUAGAUGGACUCAGACGGCAGAGGGACGAUCCUCCGAAGCCUGGUUCCCUAUUUACCAGCGAGGGACUCCAGGCCUCGUAUAAGGACCUCGAUCAGAUAUUUGAUAAUUCCGAUCCUGAUACUUCCAGCGAUGAAACCAAUUUAAACCAGCUUCAAGUACAAACACCGCCAGGCUCGAAUAAGUCCGGCGGCCUCCACGAAGAAACCAGGCUGGACGGGACGAACAAGCAUAACAACCGAGGGGUAGGCGUACUUCGUCCUGAGGAACUCUCAAAGAUGUUCCCCACUCCACCGUCCUUGGAGCACAACCCGGUAGCCUCUCCCUGCCAGCUUAGCGAUCCUCCCAUGGAUCAGACCGAAUUAUCUGCUCCCCAGCGUCCUCUGCGACAUCUACCGGACAUUUAUCCUAACAUGGGGUCUCCACCAGAGGAACCCAUCGAGGACUGGUCCUACGUGUUCAAGCCAGCGUCGAUCUGCAAGCUCGUCGGUUCUUCCAAAUAUGCUCCGCUGACGAAUCUGCCCAGCCAAUCCCUGCCACCCGUGACACUGCCGUCGCACUGCGUGUACAGACCCUCCUGGCAGUGCAAUCCUACUCCCAGCAAUCCUGAGAAGACUCUUCCGCCUACCAGGCCAGGCUCGGUUCAACAGCCAUGUUCUCCGAGUCCAGCACCUCUCGGUGCACCCUACCGUUCUACGACGAUGUCUGGAAGACCACCGCCGCCACCAUAUGACCAACCCAGUCCUGCUACGUCUACGACGUCGUCGUAUCUCAAUAAGAAUCUGAAUAGCAUCGAGGCUGACACGCCAGGACCAACCCGAGCUCCCGAAUCGAAUUCACUGGUGGUCAACAUUCUUCUUGGCGACACGGCUCUCAACAUCUUCCGGGAUCACAAUUUCGAUAGCUGCAGUCUCUGCGUCUGUAAUGCCGGGCCGAAAGUCGUCGGGAAUAUUAAGGGUGCGGAUGCCGGUGUCUAUCUGGCUGGUUCCUGGGGUUCCGGUAGUGCUCUUUUCCAGGAUGACGAUCAGAUUAGGUGCAGCUGUGGGUUCAGCGCUGUGGUAAACAGACGACUUGCGCACAGAGCUGGACUCUUCUACGAAGACGAGAUGGAAAUCACUGGAAUUGCGGAGGAUCCCGCAGAGAAGAAGAAGGGUUCUUUGGUCGCUGUGGCGUGCGGAGGAGGGAAAUGUCCCGAGGGUCUGGACUCGAUACCACCCAAUGUCCUAGAACUUCUUAGGGAACAGUGUCUGAUAGUUCAGAGUUCUGCUAGUAGUCUCUACAGAGCCGCUAGAAUAUACGCCAGCUCCAAGAGUUUCCCGCCUCUCGCGCCCACGGUGAAUACCCUCGAGUUCAACGAUGGGAACGAAGUGUCCCUGGCCGCCCUUGACCAGGGCAAGGUAGACGGUUCGCAAAACGAAAGGACAAACCGUGUGAACGGAGUACAUCGAUGGGCUUUCCUCAGAGCCAGAGGUCCUCAAUGUAGCGGCGACAUCGUCCGGAUGAUGAGGUCUCUUCAGCCUCUUCUUCAAGAAGCAGUGCAGAAGAAAUGUACGACCAGAAUGUGGGAGGCGCCGUACACUGUAGCUGGACCACUGACCUGGAGGCAAUUCCAUCGUCUAGCUGGGCGUGGAACGGAUGAUCGCUGUGAACCUCAACCCAUACCGGCGCUAGUUGUUGGCUACGACAGGGAUUGGUUGUCCCUAUCACCCUACGCCCUGAGCUACUGGGAGAAGCUUCUUCUGGAGCCUUACGCUGGACCUAGGGACGUUGCUUACAUCGUCGUAGCACCAGACAGUGAUCCAGUUAUUAACAACGUUCGUUCAUUCUUCCGAGAACUCUCUACUACCUACGAGAUCUGUCGACUAGGUAGACACACUCCUAUUUCGAAAGCUCUGCGCGACGGAAUUCUUCGCGUGGGCAAAUCGGCUGCCCAAAAAUUGACCAAGCAACCGAUCGACGAAUGGUUCAAGUUGCUCGGCGAGAACCAAAUAGGCGAAUUAUUAGGGUUAUAUGCCCAAGUUUGUAACCAUCGGCUAGCACCGUACUUGACCCAGGUCAUACAGGACCGUAGUCUAUUGGACCCUGGUGACGUGCAGCCUGCGAAUAAACAGCAACAACAGCCUGCCGCUCCUACUCCAGAGGCGCCACCAGCCACGCCGGAUGGAACGACACCGAAACCAGAACCAGUUGAGGGAGAAAAUACUAGAAGCGAGACGCCAUCUUCGAACACGACACCAAAUACUAAUUCAAAUAUGGGUAACACGACGCCUACGUCCCAAACGACGACCACGACGACCACCACCACCACCACCACCACAACUACCGUAGGUCCCGACGAAGAGGAGGUAGAACCACCAGCCGUUGUCGUGUAUCUGGUGGAACCGUUCUCUCUAGGAGGACCUGAAAAUCCUGAUCGUCGACGACUCGCCAUCCUGGCUCUGCUGCGUGCUUACUCCGCUGCUGUUAACAGCAUGCCAGAAAAUAUUCGAUCCAAUAUUAACGUUCAGCUGAUAUCCUUGGAAAGCAUAAUGGAGUUGGGACGGGCUCGCGAGAGACGAAAAAUCCAAGACGAAAUGAGAGCACUGGCGUUGAAUGUCUUCCUUCAAGGCCGGCGACUCUUGAAUCACAAUUCGACAGUGAAAAGUCUCACCGGAUUCGGAACCGCAGCAGCCGCUGAUCUGUUCCUUAAGAGCAAAGAUGAUAGAAACAAGGCACCCUACAGGCUUUAUGCGCCAGCAUACGUGCUGGCUCCACUCAGAGCCAAAAGCGAAGCACCCGAAUCCUUUGGAAUGGCAGGUCCCGAGGAAUGCGCGGUGCUUUACCUGAGUUAUUGUCUGAGCGAGGAUCAGUCAUGGCUGCUGGCGGUCGCUACGGAUGAUCGAGGUGAGAUAUUCGAAACGGCAACUAUCAACAUUGACGUGCCGAAUAGAAGACGACGGAAACGAGCUUCUGCUCGACGAGUCGGUCUUCAGAAACUCAUGGACUUCAUACUCAGCGUUAUGUCGCAAGGGGUACAACCAUGGAGACUCGUAGUUGGUCGAGUUGGACGCAUUGGUCACGGUGAGCUCAAGGGCUGGAGUUGGUUGUUAUCUCGCAAAGCCCUUCUCAAGGCGUCCAAGCAUCUCAAGGAAAUUUGCGGCCAAUGCAGUCUGCUUUAUCCCUCUGCCGCACCCUGUGUUCUCAGCGCUUGCUUGGUGUCCCUCGAACCGGACUCUACCCUUCGUUUAAUGGCCGACCAAUUUACUCCGGACGAGAGGUUCAGUCAAGCCUCAGUCAACUGCCAACUGUCAACCCCGCAAGACGUUACCUGCACUCAUAUACUCGUGUUUCCUACAUCCGCCACUACUCAGUCGUCCCAAACCGCGUUCCAAGAACAACACAUCAAUGGACCGGAAUUAGGGGACGAAGAAAUGUUCUCUGCGCUGAAUGACGAUAUGCCUGAAGGUAUGGAAGGUAUGGGAGAUUUUAAUGACAUCUUCAGCCUAUGGCCUGAGCCCGGUGCGGGCGGAGGUCAAAGUCCUGGAGGAAGUCCUCAUCGUCCAGAGGGCUCUCCUCUCGGAGGCGAUGGCGGCGGAUCUAGUCUAGGGAAUCACGAUGGCACCGGUAGUCCAUUCCCGCCGGUCAAUACACCAAGGGCGGCCGUUGCCGAACAAACAGAAGAGGUGGGUACGCUUUUACAACAACCGCUGGCUCUCGGUUAUCUCGUGUCGACCGCACCUACCGGAAGGAUGCCACCCUGGUUCUGGGCAGCCUGUCCUCACCUCGAGGGCGUCUGUCCUGUCUUUCUGAAGAAUGCCUUGCAUCUGCACAGUCCCGCCAUCCAGCAGAAUAGCGAUGAUCUGUUACAACAGCAGAGCGCACUGACCGCUCAUCCCUUAGAUUCGCAGUACACCACCGAUGUGCUCAGAUACGUGCUAGAGGGUUACAAUGCUCUAUCCUGGCUGGCAGUAGACGCAAACACAAAAGAUCGACUGUCCUGCCUCCCGGUGCACGUGCAGGCGCUCAUGCAGCUCUACCACGCUGCGGCAGCCCUCGUCUGACCCACACCUUAUCCUUUUGUAGCGCAUCACGCGCUCCUCUCUCUCGCAUUCGUUAUCGUAACGUCGUCUGGGGCUUUACGAGUGCGAUCACCGCAUCCAUGCGUUCCACCUUCGUCGACGUCUUGAGGAACAUUGCGUAGGAAUAGUACGAGGUUAAGAGAGAGAGAGAGAGAGAGAGAGAGAGAGUGAGAGAGAGACACAUUAAAGACCGAGACGAAGGGUAAGGAUAAAAUGUGGAAAUUUAUCACGCGUGAUAGUCAAGAACCAGAAAGGACAAAGGUCGAGGAUGACAAGUGGCCACUAGAUAAGAAAUAGAUAGAUUACUCGAUGCGAUAAAGGGCAAUGAUUUUCGAUCACAGCCCGUUCCAUUCAUACUUUUUUCUAACCGCCGGAAAUUCGCAAGAUGGCGGUAGCGUCUUAGACGCUACUCUCGGGCCAUCCUUCUGCUCUUUAUGGGAAAAUAAAAGAAGAAACUUCGCACGCAAAUGGACGUGACUUAGGGAAGAAUGUAGGCAAAGAUUAUGUAGCAACGUGUAAUGGUGGCCGUAUGCGAGCGGAGUGGAACUCACGCGACGUCGAUAAAGAGAGAAUUAAACGGAACGAGAGAAAGAAAAUGUAGAACGCGCAUAGGAGAAGUUAAUAACAGUAGGGAUGACUUUUAAAAAUAUAGAGCUCUUAAUGUAGUCUCUCAGUCGUGUCGCAUAGAUAGUCCAAUUGAACGAGUCGGAGAUUCGCGUAGGGAUCAUUAUAUAAAAAAAAGAAAAAAGAAAAAAGAAAACAUAAAUGAAAAGUAAAUGGUAUUAAAAACGGUAUCCGAAUGUUUUUAAUUGUAAAUUGAAUUUUGUACAGAGCUUUUAUUAUCGAUAGCGACGAAGUAAUAUAAUGAUAUUACGUUGUUUUUUAAUUUUAUAUAGAUAAUGCGACGACGGGGACGGAACUCGCCGUUUCCUGUCGGACACUCCGACACUGAUUAUACACACAACCAGACACACAGGUUAAAAACACUCGUAUAUAUUACCUCCCAUUAUAUAUAUAUAUUAUACACAGCAAUGAUAUAUAUGUAUAUAUAAUAUUAAUUAUAUAUAAUUCAAUGUUAUAUAUAUACAUAUAUAUAUAUACACACACCACACGUGUAAUUAAUUUUCUGUCUCUCUACACCAAGGGAUACGCCUCGUACAAGCCCCGGCGAUAAUCGCGUCGAAAAGUAAAGAUAAAAAUAGUAAAAGCAAAGGAAAAGAAAAGACGUAAAAAGGAAAAGCCAAAUUCGUCGUGCGAAUGAAAGAAGAAAGAAAUAUAUAUAUGCAGAUAGCCCUGAGCGAGGUUAUCCCCCGCCCCACUUCUUAAUAACGUAACAGUUUAAACAAAAAUUAUUAAAUCCUGUCGCUCCAUCCCGUUGUUUAUUGUUGUCACGUGUAUAAAGUCCAAUUCGCAAGCAGCCGUCGGGCUUCGAGCGACAAUAACUCCGAAAUGCGAUUGACGGCUCCCCGGGUCGUCGUCGAAGGAAGUCGGCGUGACAAGGCCUCGCGGGCCGACUCAUGAUGCGUUAACGUUUAAUAGUGUAAAAUAUAUAUUGUUUUUUAAAUAAUUUAUCAAACGAAGAGGGACACGACGAGACGAUCCUUUCUUCGUCGAGAAUUAGCUAAUUUUAACUAAUGUAUCGGAGAGGUUUUGUUACCCGCGACUGCGACGACAAAGAAAAAAAAAAAUGAAAAAAAUCACAAGACACACCAUAGUCAUCCAUUGAUUCUGACCAGCGUCCAUUAUCCAGACACCAAAAAAAAGAGAGAAAAAAAAACCAGCAGCACCACCAACCAUCAUAUGCAUCAACCACCAACGCUAUUCCCACGUCCUUUAAAUGUUAUCAGGAAGAAUCGAGCGGAUUGUAGAAUUAAAGAAAAAUCUAUCGAACAGCUAAAAUUUGUAAAGGAAAUAAUAAUCUCAAAGAAUAAAUAUAAUGAGAGAGAGAGAGAGAGAGAGAGAGAGAAAUCGGGGCGCGCAUGAGCGGAGAUCACGGUGGCGAAAUUGCGUCAGUCGCAUAGUACAAAUAUGACUUGUACAUAGGUUAUCCCUUAUAAAUCCCUUAUCACCCUUGCCCACUUCUCCAUCGAUGAUACCUUCCAAAUGUCUCCCUAUCUCCUAGAACUCGAGACACCAUUCUCAAUUUCCCUACCCUGAUUAAUUGGUUAAUUAAUUGACUCACACACCACCCACACUCACUCUGUAUCUAUAGUAUUUAUUACUUGGGUAGUACGUCAUUAUUGGGAUUAUUAUUAUUAUUAUUAUUAUUACUAUUAUUAUUAUAUUAAUAUUACGAAAUACAGUUUUACGUGUAUAUAUAAUUAUAUACCCCAUUCUGCAUUCAA